AUGGCGAAUUUCUCAAGGAAGAAGGUUUUCAGAUUAGCCAAGGGAUUUACAGGCAGAAGUAAUAAUUGCUUUGGUCUUGCUCUAAGAAGGGUGCACAAGGCCUUGAAAUACUCUUACAGAGACAGAAAAGUUAAGAAGAGAGUUGUCCGCAGAGCUUGGAUUCACUCUAUCAAUGCUGCAGUCAGAGAGCAUGGAGUUAAUUAUUCUCGCUUUGCUCAUGGUCUUACUAAAUCAAAUAUACAACUUGAUAGAAAAAUCUUAGCAGACUUAGCAAUCAAUGAGCCCUACUCGUUCAAAGCUGUGGUUGAUGAAGUAGAUAAACAAUCAGAUCUUAAAAGCAUGAUAAGAGCUAAGCCUUAAUAUAUGAAAUAAAGAGCAUUGAAUUAUGAACAAGCACUAUAAUAAGGUUAUCUUAGAGAGACUGCCCCAACAGCAGAAGAAGCCGCUGAGAUUGAAAAAUAAUUGCUCCCACCUAAUGUAAAGUUAUACGGCUUACGUUUCCCAGAAAGAGACUCAAAAACCCCUGCAGAUCACAUGCGUCUUAGUUAUAAGGAAGAGGACUUGGCAUACUUCAAGGAACAAGAAAGACUCACAACAACAGAUAAAGAACAAAAGAAACAGCCAAGAGAAGUACUUUAGGAUAAUUGGGACGAGGACAUGAACGACUAUAUCAACAAAAGAAAGCCUUGA
This is a messenger RNA of Stylonychia lemnae, 690 nucleotides long. NCBI's taxonomy places the organism in Eukaryota, Ciliophora, Spirotrichea, Sporadotrichida, Oxytrichidae. The record is from the annotation of a GenBank genome assembly.